UGUGCGCGAAAUUGAAUUUCCACAUAACGAAUUUAGUGCUGUGUCCAAAGGAAAGAAAGUGUUGAGUUGCAGCAGGUAAAAAGGCCAAACGUAAGGCAAAGCGCAUUUCGUUCAUCGAACGGCGAUAUCUAUUAGUUUUUCAUUCAUUUGAAUUUUUAUUUGUUUAGAUGAAGUUGCAUUAGAAAUCACAAAUCAUCAUUUUCGAAAUUUGCCAAACAAAAAUUACUAAAAUUGUGAUUUGUGAUUUCUAAUGGAAAAUUUCAUUGUUCAACUGAAAUCGAUUCAGUUUUUCUUUUCAAACAUUUUCACGUUUGCUUAGUGAGUUUAAAAUCGGAUCACUGCAAAUUCAAAAAACUCAGCGCAGUAAAUUUUUAAAGUUGAAGCUGAAGCUAAAGCGAAGGACUAGCGGGAUUGAAUAAACGUCGGAGUACACAGAAAAGAGGCUGCAGUAAAGCAUGGAUGUCAACGAAUAUCGGCGGCGGGGCAAAGAGAUGGUAGACUAUAUCGCCGACUAUUUGGAAAACAUUCGUGAUCGUCGCGUAUUUCCUGAUGUCAAGCCGGGUUAUAUGAAGAAUCUGCUGCCGGAAUUCGCGCCAGUUGAGGGUGAAAAUUGGGAUGCCAUAUUUGCUGAUGUGGAGCGGGUCAUUAUGCCGGGCAUCACACAUUGGCAAAGUCCAUAUAUGCAUGCCUACUUUCCAGCGCUCAAUUCGUUUCCUUCACUGCUGGGCGAUAUGUUGGCGGAUGCCAUCAAUUGCUUGGGUUUUACAUGGGCGAGUUCACCCGCCUGUACGGAGCUCGAAGUGAUUGUCAUGAAUUGGCUAGGCAAAAUGAUUGGACUGCCUGAUGAUUUCUUACAUUUGCACAAUAAAAGUCCAGGUGGCGGUGUCAUACAGACGACUGCGAGUGAAUCUACACUGGUGUGUCUGUUAGCGGGGCGUACACGUGCCAUACAACGCUUCCACGAACGACAUCCCGGCUUUCAAGAUGCGGAAAUCAAUGCGCGACUUGUUGCCUAUUGCUCCGAUCAGGCACACUCGAGCGUCGAGAAGGCAGCGCUUAUAGGACUGGUGCGUAUGCGUUUCAUUGAGGCCGAUGACAGUUUGGCAAUGCGUGGUAAAGCGUUGCGCGAGGCCAUCGAGGAUGACAUUAAGCAAGGCCUUGUGCCGUUUUGGGUAAAUCUGUAACUAAAAAUACAACAAAUUAUUUAUGUAUAUCCUAUUAGUUUUAGAUAACAAAA
This is a messenger RNA of Rhagoletis pomonella (apple maggot), 1237 nucleotides long. Its product is annotated as histidine decarboxylase-like. Bases 456 to 1184 code for a protein of 242 amino acids. NCBI's taxonomy places the organism in Eukaryota, Metazoa, Arthropoda, Insecta, Diptera, Tephritidae. The record is from RefSeq and is a predicted model, not a curated record. Gene Ontology annotation, biological process: histamine biosynthetic process; L-histidine catabolic process. The transcript is spliced from 3 exons. Gene Ontology annotation, molecular function: histidine decarboxylase activity; pyridoxal phosphate binding.